AAAAAGCAGAGAGAAAGAGCCGCAGGAUCAUGAACGAACGAGGUAGCAUCGAGGGGAAGAGGAGGAGGCAGAAGCAGAGGAUCAGCCGUUUCCUGCUGUAGCUGUAACAGGGCAAAGAGAGAACGAGGAGGAGGAGGUUUAAAGCCGGCUCGGUGGGGUUUUAUUUUUGAGCUGUCACCUAUUGAACGAAAUUUAAAAGCCCCUCCGGCUUGCACGAUCGAGGCGUGGAGAGGAUAAUGCUGGACUUCGUGAUCCCGUUGAGUAGCAGCGCCAGGCUGGAGAAGCUCAUCCCUCACAUCGAGAGGCUGUUCAGGGUGAGAGUGAGCGUCGGGCCUGCGGCGGAGAGCAGCAGAUGGGUCCACAUCGAGCAGGCAGCAGAGGUACAGGAGGGGCCCAGGAAAGCAAAGGAUUAUAUACUAUCCCUGUGCUCAUCAGACCACAAGAAGUGCGAGAGUAUUACAGCAAGUUUGCGGAAGCAGUUAAUUGAGCUGAAGGAUACCAUUGAAUAUGAGAGUCAAGCAAUACUAGAAAUAAAAGAGAAGAGUAUAGAAAUCACGGGAGGCCAAAUUAACGUAAUGACUGCCUGGUCAAUGUUUGAGAAGUUGAACAUGGAGAACAGCUCCUCCAAAGAUGAUAAGAAGCUUCAUCUCGAGAUUGGUGACUGUAGGACAAAUUCUGAGGACUGGACAAGCUCUGAAAGUGAUUCAGAACAAGUCCCUCACAAAAGGAAAGGGAAGGAGAUUGUGAGCAAACCACACAGACAGCUCUGCCGCUCGCCUUGCCUCGAACGACCUGUACUUUCCAAAAGCGGUGUCCUGCAGGAUUUUCAAAGUGAGGACAACAAAUCCAAACUCGAUGAGGGCUGCAAAUCUGCAAGUUUGGAUAAGGAAUACCAGGCCAAGAUGGAGUUUGCCUUAAAACUCGGGUAUUCAGGGGAACAGAUACAAACUGUGCUCAAUAAACUGGGAUCAGAUGCUCUUAUUAAUGACAUUCUAGCUGAGCUGGUCAGACUUGGGAACAAAAGUGAAUCUGAGCCACAACCCAACAGUAUGACCACUACGGGCACCUUGGUGGCCAGGGGCCAGUGUGUGAAGGAGAUCACCAGCCCAGAACAGUCUUUGGAGGAUGAAGUGGUGGACGAUUCUGACAAUUUGAGACCUAUAGUCAUCGAUGGAAGUAAUGUGGCAAUGAGUCAUGGAAACAAGGAAAUCUUCUCUUGCCUUGGAAUUCAGCUAGCUGCAGAAUAUUUCCUGGAAAAAGGACACAAAGACAUCACAGUGUUUGUUCCUGCUUGGAGGAAAGAACAGUCCAGGCCAGAUGCACCGAUCAAAGAUCAAGAAAUAUUACGCAAACUUGAGAAAGAGAAAAUCCUGGUCUUCACACCGUCCCGGAGGGUGCAAGGAAGGAGAGUGGUCUGUUAUGAUGAUCGAUUCAUUGUAAAGUUGGCCUUUGACUCGGAUGGCAUUAUUGUGUCAAACGACAACUACAGGGAUCUGCAGAAUGAAAAGCCCGAGUGGAAGAAAUUUAUAGAGGAACGUCUUCUGAUGUAUUCCUUUGUGAAUGACAAGUUCAUGCCACCCGAUGAUCCGUUAGGACGUCAUGGUCCCAGCUUGGAUAACUUCCUUAGAAAGCGGCCCGUUAUUCCUGAACACAAGAAGCAGCCUUGUCCUUACGGGAAGAAGUGCACUUACGGCCACAAGUGUAAAUACUACCACCCGGAGCGCGUUAACCAGCUGCAGCGCUCGGUUGCUGAUGAGCUUCGUGCGAGUGCUAAGUUGUCCGCUGUGAAAACCAUGAGCGAAGGAGCCCUGGCAAAAUGCGGCAUCGCCAUAUCGGGCGUGAAAGGCGAAGCCGUGUCCGAGAUCAAGCGGGUCGCCCCAAAGCGCCAGUCUGACCCCAGCAUACGAGCUGUGGUUUGCGAGCCAGAGGAGCGACUCGCGCCAGCUCACAGACUCGAGACUAACUCUGUGCCUUCUUUGGUCACUGCCUCCAGUGUACCUGUGUUUCAACCGAAUAAAAGCCAUGCAGCUAGUGCCAUGAGUACCAGAUCGGCAAGCAGUCCUGUCCCCUGUUCCAAACAGUUCGCUCACCAGAAGUCUUCACAAGAGCAUUUAUCCACAUUACAUUAUCCCCCCAUCCUCGUAACAAACAGCCAUGGGAACUCUGUGAGUUACACAGAGCAGUACCCAAAAUAUGACUCUACGCAGGACACUGGCUAUUAUUCCAUGAUCAAUGACUUCUCGAAUUUAAGCAUCAACAAUAUGCGUAACCACGAUAGUUAUUAUGGGUUAGAAUCGGAUCAUGUUUUGUAUCCCAGAAACCACAGCCCUCAUUCAGAAACCUGCAUUGCAGGAAAUGAUUCCUAUUCGUCGUACAAUGACUUGGCAUACCUUGGCACUGUGGAUAUUGGUCCAGAGGAGAAUGUGAAGUCUCAUCAAUCGCAGUCACAGAAUAGGCUCCAGCCUUUCAUUCAUGGCUACCAUGAACCCAUAACACGAGUUCAGAGCUAUGGACCCGAGGAACCGAAACAACCCCAGCGUAAGCAGUCCAUCUCCCACCUGGUUCCUCAUAUCCAGCAUUCUGCAGUUGGGGCUCGUUCCAGUUGUCCUGGAGACUACCCUUUCCCUCAGAACAUUCAUCCCUCCACUAAUAGUCACUCUGGUCGGGCUCUAAUAAUGACUAGACUGGACAGUAUUUCUGAUUCAAGACUCUAUGAGAACAAUCCAAUGAGGCAACGAAGGCCCCCACUCUGCAGAGAGCAACAUACCAGCUGGGACCACCUGCCCUGCGUCACGGACUCUUACAGGUACCCCUCAUACCCUUUGACUAAUAACCUGAUGCAACCCAGUUAUGAGCCUGGCAUGUUCAGGAGUAUGCCGGAAAAGAUAGAGCAGAUCUGGAGAUCACCCUGGCAGGGAAUGCCUGCAGAGCACCAGGACCAUCUGACAAUUCGAGAACAUCAGUACCAAACCUAUCGUAACCUCUGUAACAUCUUCCCAGCAGACAUAGUCCAUGCGGUCAUGGAAAAGAACCCUCACGUGACUGACCCACAGCAUCUUGCUGCAGAGAUUGUUGCUAAGCAACUGCGAUCUGGGAGGUAAUUUGGAAGACUGAGGGCCGAACACAGGACCAGCUAAGAGAAGUCCGUUUAAUGCACAACAUUUGUGAAAUAUGAGUUGCCUAACACAGUGGGUUUGAAAUGUUAUAAAUAUCUUUAUGGUGUUCAAUUAUCUGUAGGGAGUUGAGGCAGCUUUGAAAAGGAAAUGAAUACCUUUCACUUUUUUUUUCCUCAUUGAUUUUUGACUUCAAUUUUGAAGUUUUACUUUUUUUUGAAUUCACUGUUCAGCGUGAGUUUUAAAGUGUACAUACCAUUUUUGAACAAGAAAAUGUAUGUUAAAAUAAUUCAAAUUCCAAACAAGUGUAAUUUUAAGUAGUACAAUAUUUGGAAGUAUUGAAACCACUGAGAGAGCCUAAUGACAUCACCGAGCUAAUUUAAAGCAGAAAUAUUUAACCAUUUGCAAGGAUUUAGAUGAUGAUCCUGUCUGUAAGGUAUCCAUUUUCUGUUUAAGGUUCCCAACCAAAAGAGCUUUCUUGGUGUAUGGCAUGUCAAACCAUUUCCUUUAGACCAUGAUCUCCUCGUAAGGGCGGAUAAUUUGCAGCCACACCACCUUUUUAAAGCAUUAUAUUUUUUGUCUUCAGGCUGCACUGACGUGCCACUAUCUUUAAAAAGCAAUGUGUAUUGCUGAAAUCUGACAAGCUUGAUAUGUUUCAAGCUAGGUCUGUGAAAAAAAAAAAAGUUUUUCAUGAAAGUUGAGAAGGUCUUUUGGGGCCUUUGUUUCUCUUCAUGAGAAGGUCUGACACUGCCUAAAUGUUUCUUACUGUGAAACACAUGGAAUGUGAGGCUGCAGUCAGGGUUAUUUCUGACGUUUUGCAAUGGCUUGCAAAUGCUGUGUAGUUGUUUCUAUUUCUUACAAUGACAAUACAAUCACUUUAGCUUAAAACUACCAAUUUGUCAUAAGAUUCUUUACUGAAAAAUGCACUGACAGGAAUGUUAACAUUUUUAAAAUGUAAACAUCUUAAAUUAAUAUGAUUCCAAGAAUAGAAGGAAUUCUAGAUAUGAUUCCAAUUAUAUCUAAGACCUUCUGUAUCUAGUUAGUAUAAGACGAUAAUUGCAGUUCUUUUGUAAUGACGUGAUUUAAUCAAGACCACGAGAAUCUAAGGUUAAGAUCUUGGUCUGCUGAGUUUGCUGAUCACAGCCAGGCUGGUAGAAGGUGCACUAAUAUUAACCUUAGUGGGAGAGGGAAUAAAAGUUAUCUAGGGAUCCUAGUCUUCUUUGGUAACCUGUGGCCACUCUGGAGAGAGCACCUGGGUCAGUAUAGAGAAUGGAAAGGAUCAGUUUAAAAUGGACUUCUAUGCUAUUGCAUUAACUCCUAACAUUCUCUACACUGUUGGGAGUGUUUUCCAGGGAUGACUAUUGCCAGUAUUCAGCACAAGCGUAGAGAAAAUUGAUGAUAUAGCUGAUAGAUUAAAAAAUACAGUUCAUUUUGGUUGCACACCCAACAAUAUUAUAAUUUACGAUUCAAUACAGCAAACAGCAAUGCCUCGAAUGAUCAGAAAUGACCUUUGUUUGUUGAUACAAAUUGUAUCUCUUUUCUUGAUUGUAGAAAAUUAUUUAUUAAAUGUACAGUUAUCAUCGGUAGAAUAGCUUUAUCAAAUCUUGCCACAAUGUUUGUGACACUAUGUGUCACUGGGAGUAGCCCAUGGGUAUGUAUAAAUUUUUACUGGGCAUCGUAGUUUGUAGACCUGAAUUUUUAAUUCACGUUGUUCAAAUGUACACACACGUUGUGUACAAUGUUAGUAUCAUUAUUUGUUAUGUAUUUAUUAGGAUAAAAAAAUAUUGUUUCCAUUGAUACCUCAACACACCCAGUAUUGUUUUGUAACACAUGCCAACUUUAAAUAGUCACUUUAUCUGUCUAAAAGCAGAGACCAAAACCUGUUUUGACUUUAACCACCAAUGUUUUGCAAAUUUCACCUUCACAGUAUGUCUACUCUAAACAUGAUGCAUCAGAAACAGGUUUCUAAGAUGCAUCCAUUGACUUUAUCUCAUACCGUUACCUCACUGCACCCUCCUUUUCACUGACCAAGACUUUGUCGUUGAUGAGGACUGCUAAUGCCAGAGAUCUAUACUCAAUUCCCCUUGGCAUCUGCUCUGACGAUGCACAAGCUAACUCAGUGGAAUUGUUGAGAUUAAUUUAUUUGGUUGCAUAAUGCCAAAGGAAAAAUGGUUAUUAAGCCUAUUUAUAUUCUUUGUUUCUGGAAUGAUGCCUGCAUAAUUCCUGCUCUCAACACCACCAGUGUAGACUUUAUAAAGUAUUACCGCUUCUUUAAAAUUUAAUUUUAAAGCUCAAAAUGCUGCAUCUUUGCACCUCAUCCUUGGAAAACCUGAACCCACUGCUUUAUUUCUGGGAAUUUUUCACCGUUCUGAUCGAAGAAUAGAGUAUUUUACUUAAUGAAGUUACUUAGUUUUCUCUAUUCCAAGGGGAACAUUGUUAACCAAAAAUUACAUUCUAAAAUUGUAGGCCAAUUUGGAUAUACACACACACAUACAGGUCGAAGACUGACACUGCCUCCUCUCAGGGAAUCAUGCAUUUAGCUUCUUUGAGAAAAUACAUUACAUGAUUCAGACUUUUUUUUCAAUGUAUUGCAAUAUAAAGAUUAUGUGGGUAAUGCAGACUACUUCACUGAUAUUGGUCUCACUUUGAUUUGGCUACAUUUUGUGCUGCAGGGCAAGGUUACUCCAUUCAUUUUCUAAUGUAUAUAGAACCAUGCAGCACAAAAACAGGCCCUUUGGUCCAGUUUGCUUAUGCCGACCAAGGUGGACCAUCUACACUCGUCCCACCUGCCCUCCUUUGGCCCAUAUCCUUUCAAACCGUUCCAUAUCCAUGCACCUGUCCAAAUGCCUUUUAAAUGUUGUUAUAGCUUCUGCCUCAACUACCUCCUCUGGCAGCUCAUUCUAUAUACCCACCACCUUCUGUGGUGGUAUAAUAAAUGUCACUUUUAAUGGAAACAAUAUUUUUAAAUUUACUGCCUGCAUAAUGCUUGCUCUUAUUAUGAGAGAGGGCUCCUCUCUGCAAAGGAAAUCUUUUAAAAUUGUCUUCAAAAGAAAUAAGGAUGAGUUCAAGCAAGCCUCUUCUUUUGGUUGGCUUAAUUAGAAUACCAGACCACAAAUUGAUAUUACCUCUUCAAACAAUUUUUAUAAUGAGCUAAACAUUUUAGAUUAUUAAAAGUUAAUUUGGAAAGAAUUAAUCUUAAAGUACAAAAACAAUGUUUAGUUAUUUAUAAGGAUCCAUAGGAAAUUCUAUAUGGUUUAAAAAUGCUGAUGAAGCCAAACAAAGGAAUGUUGCAGCUGUAAGCAAUAUUGUUGAGAUCAAGAAUGAGAUUUUGUUUCUGUUGUCCAUGUCUUUACAUAGAACAUUCUGUACCCUUACCGCCUAUGUGAAGAUUCAGAAACCCAGUGAUAGGGCAAUAACCAUCCUGUACAAAUUGGGAAUGGUUAUUUUUGCAUCAGGUAGGUAGGGUCAGAUGGUCUCUUCAACCAAUUGUAAGAAUGGCUUUAUUUGCAUUAUUGAGCUUAUUUGCAUUAUUGAGCUAAAUAAGCAUUGCACUGUCCAAGUUAAACACUAGUCGAAUGUUCUGGGUGCUGUUCAGUGAGACCCUUCUAGUUCUUGCUUUUGUUGGUUGCAUCUACAUCCUUAUCUAUUAAUCGGAAGAGAAUAAUUCCUAUUUUUCCUGUAUAAAGUUUGUAAAAAUAAUUUUGAUUGGUUAAUCACUUUCUCUUUGCUACAUAUCUGGAGUUUGUACAUGUUCCCAGAUAUUAUCUAAGAAGUGUACCAUUUUUAGUGAAACUUGUUUGAAGAGAUCAUAUGGUUUGUGGUAGAUAUGCUGUGUUUAGAUAACUUGUGUACAGAUAGUUUGGUAUUGUGUAAAAAUAUAUAUACCUAAUGUAUAUAUAUUUUAUUAGGUUAGUCCAGUUGUUUAAUUGAUCUAGUUUUUGUUCUGUUCCAUACAAAAUGAACACGUUAGCUUUUAUCUGUAGUAAACGAAAAAAAAACUUUGGGUUUGUAGUCCCAAACAAAAUGUAAGUCUUAAUGACAAAAUGUGUCUCUGUCUCUUUGAGAAUUAAAAAAAAAGCAGAUAUGUUUUUAAGCGCUCUCUAUAAUCAGUACCUUUAAAUGCGCAACAUGUAUGGAUAAUGUGCUAAAUUGAGCCAAGUGUUGAAUGGUAUAAUUAUGUUCCAAUUUUGAACACACAGCUGACUCUAGCUGUUGUUAUAUUUAUCAGUUACAAUAAGGCUGCUAAUGAGUUUAAUUAAUUUUCAGUCAUAAAGCAAAUCUUUGUGGCUUUUGUACAAAUGUAAAUAUUAAAAUGGGUGCAUUCAUAAGAUUGAUCACUACAGCUGUUUGCUUCUCCUCUGCACAGCAGUAACUAUUUAAGUCAGUGACCAGUGCGCUUUUUUCAGUGGCCAUUUCUAAACAAAGUCAUCCUGACACUAAUUUACUGGUACCUAUCUGCUAUAAUUAAAACCAACCCAAUAUGUUUAUAAUAGUGUGCAAUACCAUCUGAGAUUCAUCCGUAUAACUAACAAUGCCAGACCUGUAAACUCCAGCAUAAAAUGGUUAUCUCCUCGUUAAGAAAGGACAAACCUUGCCCUGUAUUCAGUAUUGUGUAAUGUUUACCACACUUUGUAUAUAUUUCACACAUAGCGCCCCCCCCCCCAACUACAAUUUACACAAUUCUUAGGAUAACACCGCAAGAUUGGAAAUCUAGUAUUUUGCACCAUAUUUCAUGGCACUCAAUGUCAUCCUGGCAUUAAUUGAAAGUGGCCUUCAAAACCAAUUUUGCAUACACGAUAAUUUUGCAGUGUUGCCUUCCUUGGAAGUGUACAAUAAAUGUUAAAAGACUUUGCUCAAGAUGGUAUAUGGAGUGUGUAUUCAGGUAAUUAAUACAUUCACAGCUUUAUGGUGAGUGCACUCUAGGAGUAGCAGGGUUAUGACAUUGAUUUCUGUGCCUUUUCAAGAAGAAUUAUGGACACAACUUUAAAUAGUUUGGUACUUCUGCAUUGGAAUGUGUUCCAUAGGUGUGCAAUUUAAGAAUGUUUAAUUUACAGUGUUUGAUGUUUGCAUGAGAUUAUAGUUACCAAAAAAGGCCCUACAUGUUCACAAUUAUUAUUAGUGCCAAAUAUAACCAAACUAGUUAAAUAAUUUUUAAAAUGUAAUUUCCUACUCAAUUUAUGUUACAUGUAUUUCAAUAAAACUUGCUUUGUGGGAA
Amblyraja radiata (thorny skate) is the source of this 8328-nucleotide messenger RNA. It is a transcript of the gene zc3h12b, whose product is annotated as zinc finger CCCH-type containing 12B. Gene Ontology annotation, molecular function: mRNA binding; RNA endonuclease activity; metal ion binding. The transcript has 6 exons. The record is from RefSeq and is a predicted model, not a curated record. Lineage: Eukaryota; Metazoa; Chordata; Chondrichthyes; Rajiformes; Rajidae. The coding region runs from base 237 to 3101 and encodes 954 amino acids. Gene Ontology annotation, cellular component: nucleus; cytoplasmic ribonucleoprotein granule.